ACCCUAAAAAACAAUUUGGAGGCCCAGCAAUCCUUGGGGAUGCUGGUCUUAAGCAGCCAAUAGGUCUAUCAGUAGCUAUGGCUGCUGCAUCGCUCAUGGCGGGAGCUCUUGGAGGUCCUCAGAUUGGGAUCAACUCCAAUCAAAGUGGGCAACAGGGUCAGGGGGUUUUGGGCACCGAUCUGUUGACUCUUCAUCUGGCCAAAAUGUCAAGAAACCAGUUGAUUGAGAUUAUUUCUGAGAUGAAGGUAAGUGUUUGA
Messenger RNA from Ilex paraguariensis (yerba mate), 257 nucleotides. The record is from the annotation of a GenBank genome assembly. Lineage: Eukaryota; Viridiplantae; Streptophyta; Magnoliopsida; Aquifoliales; Aquifoliaceae.